Messenger RNA from Polistes dominula (European paper wasp), 1605 nucleotides. RefSeq names its product UDP-glycosyltransferase family 50 member B3 (gene Ugt50B3). Lineage: Eukaryota; Metazoa; Arthropoda; Insecta; Hymenoptera; Vespidae. The record is from RefSeq and is a predicted model, not a curated record. Gene Ontology annotation, molecular function: UDP-glycosyltransferase activity.
AUGAGAACUAUACUUACAAUUACAACGCUGUGUUGCGUUAUACAAUUCGCAUUUAGUUACAAUAUUCUAUUAGCAACUAUGGGUGGUACGAAAUCUCAUACGGUACCAUUCAUUGCUCUUGGUAACGCUUUAAAAUUACGAGGUCACAAUGUAACCCUCGUAAGUGCAUUCACAGGACCAGGAAUUAACAACGGACUUAAAGAAUUGGUACCAACGAUUCUCGAAUCUUACGUACACAAUUACACAGCUGAGUGGGAUCUAGUGGGUGCCAGAUUCCGCAAUGAACUUCCACUUUCGCCUUGGAACGCUAUGAGAUACGGUUGGGAGGCGUGCGAGGCUUUACUACAGGACGAGGUUUCGGUCAGUGCUCUCAGAAAACCGGAUGGAAGUCUACGCGAACGAUGGAACGUUGCCGUGGUCGACGGAGCUUAUCCGGAAUGUCUCUUGGCAGUUUUACACGAGGAAAAUAUACCUACGAUUAUGUUAAAUACGGUUGCUCUUUACACCGGUUCGAUGGCAAGACAAGGAAAUCCAUCACCAUGGUCCGUGACACCAUAUUUUGGGAAAGCAUUAACCCAAGAUAUGAAUUUUCUUGAGAGAGUUGUUAACGGUGCUUGCCUAAUCACCCUAGAAAUCAUGUAUUGGUAUAUGAUCAGUGUCUAUCUACAACCCACGCUUCGAAAGUACUUAGGCGAACAAAUCCCAGACGUAAGACAUCUGACCUCGGAAAUACCGUUGACUUUACAAAACAGUCAUUAUAGCGUAGCCGAUUCCGUACCAUAUUUGGCGAACGUAGUAAAUGUGGCUUGUCUACAUUGCAGACCAGCAAUGCAACUCAGUCCGGAUUUAAAUUCUUUCCUACGCCGAGGUUUCAUCUUCGUCUCAAUGGGUUCGUCCGUAAGAGCUUCCGGGAUGCCAACAGCCUUGCGUGAAAUUUUUGUUGCGGUAUUUGCUACAUUACCUUACAACGUCGUCUGGAAAUGGGAAGGAGGAAAAAUAAAGGAUUUACCGGUGAACGUUAGAACGGCUGCUUGGUGGCCUCAACAAGAACUUCUCGGACAUUCGAAACUUCGAGCUUUUGUUUCUCAUGGUGGUCUUUUGUCCUUACACGAAGCAGCUUACCACGGUUCACCUACAUUGGUCUUACCUGUUUUCUGUGACCACGAUGGAAACGCAGCUCAAGCUGAAAAACUUGGUUACGCUUUAGUGAUGGACCUUGCCACAUUGUCGGUAGGAAGUCUUCGUGAAGGUAUACUUAAGGUUGCUGCAUUGCGAAACAACACUUAUCGAAAGGCUGCAAAAAAACAAAGUAUUUUAUUACGAGAUCUUCCAAUUGGUCCGCGCGAGCUUGCCACCUGGUGGGUCGAACACGUUGCAAGACAUGGCGAAGCCAAUCACCUUAAGAGUACGACGAGACACAUGGGCGUAAUGCGUUAUUAUUCUUUGGACGUCGGUGCAUUUUACACAGUAAUCAUCAUAGUGCUGAUCUACGGAUUAAAACGGUUAUGUUGGAGGCAGAUAAGGAAACAGGGGACAUUCAAAAACAAGAUAGACUGAUAUCGAACCAUAGAAAAAAAUUUAAACUAAUUGAAAUUUUAUUUAUUA